Messenger RNA from Onychostoma macrolepis, 1282 nucleotides. It is a transcript of the gene ccl44, whose product is annotated as chemokine (C-C motif) ligand 44. Gene Ontology annotation, cellular component: extracellular region. NCBI's taxonomy places the organism in Eukaryota, Metazoa, Chordata, Actinopteri, Cypriniformes, Cyprinidae. Bases 78 to 458 code for a protein of 126 amino acids. The record is from RefSeq and is a predicted model, not a curated record. Gene Ontology annotation, biological process: positive regulation of ERK1 and ERK2 cascade; cellular response to tumor necrosis factor; cellular response to interleukin-1. The transcript is spliced from 5 exons. Gene Ontology annotation, molecular function: CCR chemokine receptor binding; chemokine activity.
GGAGAGAGGAGAGAAAUAAAAACAGCACAAGAGGACAGCAGGCAGCACGGAGGAAAAAAUCCCUCUGAGGUUCCACCAUGUUCCUGCAGACUGUCUCCAUCCUCUUCCUCUCGGCCGUCCUCUUCGGCUGCCUGGAAGGGAAGGGUGUGCAAAUGCAGCGAGAUGUUCAGUGCUGCAUGCAGUACUCUCACGGCAAAGUCCGGACCAAAGAUGUCCUGAGGUAUGAGAGGCAGACGGAGGGGCCGGAUUGCAGCAUAAGAGCCAUCAUAUUGUACACCAAAAAGGCGGUGAAGUGCGCUGAUCCAAGGGACAGGAAGGUGAAGAGGUUACUACGGAAACUGAACCAGAGGCUGGGAGCCAAAGCCCGCAGGACCAUGUGGCUACAUCCGCAUAUGAAUCUGCCCGUCAUGUCGGAGGUCGCUGUUGUUAACUCCCAAAAGAUGAACAAGACCAAGUGAAUGUUGAAGGAAGACAGGUGAUUCAUGAAACUCCAGCCUUCUCGCGUGUCACUGUUUUCUUAUAUGUUCUUAUAAGAAAAUACAUGUAGACUCAUAGCAUUCACUACCAAACAGUAUGUUAUCCAGAUAUAUUGUGAUAUUUAGAUGUCCUCUCAAAUGACUGUUAAUCUAUAUGCCAAAGUAUUCUUCUCUGAGACUUGUCAAAGGUUGUUUAUAAUCUCUGCAGCUAUGUAUAGUCUCUAUAACUUAUACAAGCUCUUCUAUAGAGUCCAGUAAGCUGGUAUGACUGUUCUCGAUCAAUUUAUAGUGCAAUUACAGAUUAUCUUGUGUAUGUUAAAGCACAACUAAUUUUUAUAUAUAAAAAUAAAUGAAAAUAGUGAGUAUGAUUUUGUUUUUUAUUAAAACUACUAAACCGCGUUUUUCGCCAGGGUAAAAGUAGGCCACGUUUCACGCCGGUAAUUUAGAAGCUGGGUUAUCUCAGCUUUUUACCCGGGUUAUGAAAGCCUGCUCCGAAGAAGGGUUAAAAGCGCUUUUGCGCAGUGUUUGAAUUGCGUUAAAGCUCUUGGGGUUAACCAGAACCCACCCCCCCCACACAAAAAAGUUCACAGCAGUGACAGAAAUUAAUCUUUUCCAACAAGUUUAAAGUGAUUUUUACCUUUUAUGGGCAUUUCAAAGCCUUUUGUUUUUCUAGAAGUGUGCAUUAUUUUGCGUCAAAUUCUUAUAUUUAAUCAAUAAAGUCAAUUAGAAUAAUAAAACAUUUGGGGCUGUUACCAAACAAAUAAAAUCAUUAUCAACAAAAUUCAUCUUUGCAAUGCAGAGGAAAC